AAACAAACAAUAGGCUUACAAAAAUGGAACAAAAAAAACACCCCAAAAACAGCGGUUAACCACAGCAAGUCCAAAGGCCAUCCGCCCCUCUCUCUCUCUCUCUCUCUCUCUGAGGGCCAAACAAAUCCACCACACCACCAUUAUAAACACACACACACCCCAUCAACAAACUCAAUUCAUCUCCAUCUACAAAAAUUUCAGGCUUCCAUCCCAAUUCAAUCAAAAAAACAGACAAAAAAAGAUGAACCCCAUUUCACUCGCUGUGGCUGUUUUGGUGGUUUCCCUCUGUUCCUUCCAAGCACAGGGAGACGAUGAUCUGAUCAUCAAAGCCUGCAGCAAAACCUCUUACAACGACCUGUGCAAAGCAAUCUUACAAGCAGCACCAAAUAGCAAUGAUGCAGAUCUCUAUGGAUUAACACAAAUCGCAUUGAACAUUGCAGCACAGAAUGUUACCAACAUAUAUCAAACCAUAGACAAACUUCAAAACGACUCAUCCGUAGACAGUUUCGUGGAUGAAUGCUUGACGGACUGCUUGGAGAAUUAUCAAGAUGCUACUGACCAAAUCGAAGAUUCUGUCACUGCUUUGGAAUUCAAAGCCUUUAACGAUGUCAGGACAUGGGUUGCUGCUGCCAUGAGCGAUGUAGCUACCUGCGACCUGGGCUUCAAAGACAAGCCUGGCUAUCAAUCUCCUGUUCACCAAAUGAGUGCCGUUUUUGAUCAGAUAUGCAGCAUUGUCUUGACCUUUAAUCACUGUUUAAUUGAAGGGAAUGUUCACCUCACCAGCUAAACAUGGUUUCGUUGUUGUUUGUUUGUUUGUUUGUUUCUGGCUCUUCAAACCUCAAAAAUAAUAAAUGUUUCAACGUAAAUUAUCAUAUCAAUAUCAUCCUCCAAACAGAAAGAGAGGGUGAACAAACACAUUCAAUUUAGUAAAUACCAAUUCUUAUGUUCAGAUCUCUUCAGUUUUUAUUCGUUUUCUUCCUUCUCACAAACUAAUUCACAACAAAACUUGGAAAUCAUCAGGGAUUAACAAUCUACACAAACAAUCGAAUCGUAAUCCUAUAUAUCGGAAGAUUUCUUUGCACUCUCAGUUUGUGUAAAUGAAAUUCAUCCACGAAACGAACUAACAAAUUGAUGUCAGCCAAGGAAUUCAGAUCCCUUGAAACAUUCAUCUCCUCUUGUAAAUCAUCGAUUUCCAUUCGUUUUUCCUCUGAAAACCUAAUUCAUGAGAAAACUCCAAGUGAAAUGCGUCGAUACUCUGAUUGAAGCAAAGAAAUCACCAGAGAUUUAACCAUUUGAAAAAUGAUCGAUUCGAAAUCUCAUUCAAGAUAAUCAAACACAAAAUUCAAAACAGAAAAAAGUAAUAGGGGAUGGAAGAAUAUUAAUGUAAUCCAGUUACAUUGGAGCGCAUCUCCAUUGAAAAUAGAAAGAGAAGGCUCAAGCAGAAAGGAUGAUUUCGCUGUCCGCGCAGAUAAAAUCCUGGAAACGAUUCCAAUGAGAAACAAAUUUCCAAGAAGAUCUCUGCGCGAAAUAUGAACAAAACUUAGAAGAAAACACGCUAAUUUCUAAAAUAUUGAAGUGAAACGGCGCAAACUUGAAUUUCCAAGGAA
This is a messenger RNA of Cucurbita pepo subsp. pepo (vegetable marrow), 1607 nucleotides long. RefSeq names its product putative invertase inhibitor. NCBI's taxonomy places the organism in Eukaryota, Viridiplantae, Streptophyta, Magnoliopsida, Cucurbitales, Cucurbitaceae. Gene Ontology annotation, molecular function: enzyme inhibitor activity. The record is from RefSeq and is a predicted model, not a curated record.